AUGUCUUCUAUACAACUAUUAGGACUGUUUCAAGUUGAAGCAAACGUAUCUGAAUCUUUCGAAUUAUCUAGUCAUUCUAGUGCUAUGUUUAAAGCAGCAAUCUUACUGUCUCAACAGUAUAAUAUAACAAUUGAUGGACAAUUCAUACAAUGGCAAGUUGUAAAAACCAGUGGCAGAGCAGUACAUGCUAUGAGUAGUACAUGUCAAGCAAUAUCUUCUUCUAACAUUGUUGGUAUUGUAGGUCCAAUAUUGUCAAGAGAAGCUCCUAUUAUUGCUGAGUUUGGUGAAAGAAUUGGUAUACCUGUUAUAUCAUAUGCUGCAACAGAUUCUGAUUUAUCUGAUCGAAAUACUUAUCCUGCUUUUUAUCGUACAGUACCUUCAGACAAUGCAACUGCAUCAGCAAUUGUAAAACUAUUUAUUCGCUUUAAUUGGACUUCGUGCAUAAUUAUUCACCAAAAUGAUGCAUAUGGAUUUGGUGGUGCAAAAAUAAUGAUUGAAAAAUUUGUUAAAAAUGGUUUGAUAGUUGCAGAUACGUUAGUAUUUGAUAUAACAACACUUCGUAUGCGAGAUAAUUUGAAAAAUGCUUUGACUAGUAGCUCAACACGCAUUGUUGUAUUAUGGGCUGGAUCAACUUACAUAUCUUUAAUUUUAAAAGAUGCACUUGAUUCUGAUGUACUUGGUCCACAUUUUACAUGGAUAUUAAGUUCAAGUGUUUCAUUAAAUUCUUUUAAUGAAAUAUUUAAUCAAAAAUUAAUUGGAAUGCUUACUAUUGAACCUACAACAGGCAAUGUUCUUAAUGCACCAACUAAUACAACAUUAUUAAAUGCAGCCUAUAAUAUUUGGAAACAGUAUGAACCUGAAACAUUUCCAAAUUCAACAGAUGUAGAUUGUUACGCAUUAUUUGCAUUCGAUGCAACUUGGUUAUUGAUUCAAUCAUUAAAAGAAUUUUGUUCAAAAAGUGCUAAUAGUUCAUCUUCAUGUAUAUCAUUUAUCCAUUCUUCAUCCUGUUUUGAUGGUUAUUUUCUCAAUUCGAAUUCAUUUUUCGACACAAUAAAUCGUAUGACAUUUCUUGGUGUCUCUGGUCCUGUACAAUUUAAUAUUAAUGUAACCGAUCGAAUAAAUGGCAGUUAUUAUGUUGCACAAAACUCUCAACCUUCUUCAAAUGGGAUCAAUUUCGUACCAGUAUUGAAAUAUUCUGAUCAUGAUGGUUGGCAAGAAUAUUCAGAAACACGUGUACUUAUUUGGCCAGGUAAUUCAUUAGUACCACCUACUGGUAAUGCACAACUUGCUGGUGUUAAAUUAAGGAUUGGUGUGAUUGAAUCAGUUCCAUUCACAAUCGUUUCUACUAGAACAAAUGAAUUUGGACAAAAUCUAACAAAACUCAUUGGAUACAUACCCGAUCUUAUUGACCUUUUACAAAAUAAGAUGGGAUUUAUUCCAAAUAUUGAAUUAAUAUCAAAUCGAACAUAUUCUUCAUUAGGAGAACUAGUAGAAAAUUGUGUUUAUGAUAUAAUAAUAGGUGAUGUCACAGUUACUGCUAUAAGAAGAGAAAAAGUUGGGUUUUCGAAUUCAAUAUUUGAUAAUUCCUUACGCAUUGUAAUGCGAAAACAUCCUGAUGUUCAUAUAAAUUUCUUUGCAUUUUUGAGACCAUUCUCACGUAACCUCUGGUUAUUAAUCUUGGGUACUACUAUUUUUGCUAGUAUUUUGGUCUGUCUAUUAGAGAGAGAAGCAAAUCCAACACUACAAAAUCAAUCAAUAUUUGAUUUAUGUAUAAUGAGUGUAUGGUAUACUUUUGGUAAUCUUGUUGGAUAUGGUGUAGAUUUCUAUGUUAAGACAGCAACUGGCCGUUUAUUAACUGCUGGUUUAUAUAUCUUAUGUUUAGUAUUAAUUGCAUCAUAUACAGCAAACUUAGCAUCCGAUCUAACAAUAGCAAAAUCGAAGAAUAUUAUUUCCGGAAUUGAGGAUAUUAAAAGUGGUAAGAUACCAUUCAAACGUAUUGGUAUUGUUGUAGGUACAGCUGCUGAGGAAUAUUAUUUAAGAGAAAUCUCUAGUGGUAGUCGAAAUUAUUACCCAUUAAAGUCUGGACAAGAAAUUUUUAAUAGUUUAUUAAAUAAUCUAAUCGAUGUAGCUUUUCAUGAUACAGAUAUUGCAGAAUAUGUAACUAAUAAUAUUUAUUGUAAUUUGACAUUGAUUGGUGAAGGUUUUGAUAAAGGUAUAUUUGGUAUUAUGACACCGAAACAAUGGUUAUAUGGACAAGAUUUAGAUGUUAAUAUAUUAUCGUUAAGAGAAUCAGGUAAUCUUGAUAUUUUGCGAAGAAAAUGGUUUCAAGUAAAGAAAUGUUCUGAUUCAUCGGCAACAUUUGUCGCAAUUGGAAUUGGAUCAUUGAGUGGAUUAUUUAUGACAUUUGGAGUGAUUUGUGUUGCAUCAUUAUUAUCAUUAGCAUGGAAGAAACGAAAAAUCCUAUUCAAAAAGUGUAAACAAGAAAACGAUGAUUUAGUAUCGCAGUCCGAUAUCUCGAAUUCUUAG
This is a messenger RNA of Rotaria sp. Silwood1, 2526 nucleotides long. The record is from the annotation of a GenBank genome assembly. NCBI's taxonomy places the organism in Eukaryota, Metazoa, Rotifera, Eurotatoria, Philodinida, Philodinidae.